This is a messenger RNA of Diachasmimorpha longicaudata, 1677 nucleotides long. RefSeq names its product G patch domain-containing protein 4. The record is from RefSeq and is a predicted model, not a curated record. Gene Ontology annotation, cellular component: nucleolus. Gene Ontology annotation, molecular function: nucleic acid binding. Lineage: Eukaryota; Metazoa; Arthropoda; Insecta; Hymenoptera; Braconidae. Bases 300 to 1535 code for a protein of 411 amino acids. The transcript has 2 exons.
GUACCCCCACUCCAUUCGAUUCUCACCUUUACUCGUUGUCCCCACCACUCACAUGGGUAAUCCCUUUCUGAUGGCCAGGUUGGAACCUGUGGCUCUAUUGGAAUGUGCCUGCCUUUCUUAGUAUACUACGAGAAACUGCGACUUUGCUGCCAUCUGUUAUAGUUAUGCAAAAGCUCCAUACAAAGUCAUGGGAAGGACGAUUCUCAUGAAUCUCAUGUGUUGUUAGUACCUGAAGCAUGAUAGAAUUGCAGGAUCUUUGGGAAUAACUUUCCCACGAACUGUAAAUAAAUUAGAAGGCAAUGGCGAGUUUCGCUAAAAAUCAGUUGCUGAAGUACGGCUGGACGGAAGGCAAAGGUCUUGGUAAAAACGAGAAUGGCAUAGUUGAUGCACUGAAACCCAAAUUGAAGUUCGACACAACUGGAAUUGGUCAUGAUGGUACUGAGUACAACUGGUGGGAGCAUGUGUACAAUGAAGCCUCAGGCAAUUUGGAAGUGAACUCAGAUUCUAAGGAAGUAAAUCUAGCAGUUAAAAAAAAAGAUGCUGUGAAAAUAACAACAAAUAAGUGGGAUCUCACCUCGAGUGCAACAAAAAAGGAUAAUCUUCAUUUUGGAAGUUUUAUUAAAACAGCAACCCUUCAUGAUGGAACGAGCACCGAGGACGAAGAAUACUCGAAAAAUAUAGUCCAGAUGACGGAAAAAAGUCAAAUGCUGUCGCUUUUAACGGAUGAUGAAAUAUUUAAGGCCUGCGGAGGGAGAACUGCCCACAAAGGUGCCAGACACGGACUAAAAUUAUCUGGAAAGCUCGCGAGAAUUGAAAGACAAGAACAAGAGCUUCUUGCCAAACUUAAUCAACCGUCAACGUCUUCCGAUUGGGUAACUGUUGAAGUAAAACGAAAAAAAAAGAGGAAACAUGAGACAAUGGAUUGUGAAGUUUUAGCUCAGGAUGAUGAGGGGGCACUAGCAAUCAGAUUGGAAUCUGAAGAGUCGCCGAAAGACUUCAUAAGUGAGGAUGUAUCGAAUUCUCCAAAAUUGAAAUCCAAGAAAUCCAGAUUGAAAGAGAAGAGAAAACUUGAAGAUUUGACGCACAAAAUGUUAUCCUCGCUCGAUAUAUCCGAAGAUUCGGGAAUGCCUGAAGUGAAAAAACGGCGGAAGAAGCACAAAAAAUGUGAACGAGAGGGUGAGGAGCCUCAGGAUAAACGUAAAAAGAAAACAUUACCAGAAGAAGAGGUAGGAGAUAACAAUAAUAUGCUUCAACCUUUGGUUGAGGAUUUCGCUGUUGCGAUCGAAGAUCCUGGAUGUAACGAUGACGGAUUCGUUUCUGGCGAUGAUUUACUGCUGCCUUCGGAGAAAACUUCCAAAGAAGCCAAGCGAUUGAAUCAUAAAAUAAAGAAAAAGAAAAGAAAGAAAAUCGAACGGAUGGAGACGAAGAAAUUAGAGAAAUUAUCUGAAACCCUGAAGACCCUUGACUUAACUUCCAGUGCUGUUGUUGCUAGCACAGACAAAAUCAAGAAAAAGAAGAUGAAAAACAAAUCUUGAGCUUAGGAAAAGAGAUUCGUAUCGAGUUGCAGAAGCAUUUAAUUAACAGAGCACUUUUUAAAAGAUUUUGAUACACGAGUAAUUUUAUAAUAUCACGAAUGUACAUAAUCCAAUAAAUUCAGUUCAAAUUCAAAUAAAAGAA